Messenger RNA from Cylicocyclus nassatus, 1173 nucleotides. The record is from the annotation of a GenBank genome assembly. NCBI's taxonomy places the organism in Eukaryota, Metazoa, Nematoda, Chromadorea, Rhabditida, Strongylidae.
AUGACAAUAUUUCCCGCUGUUAUAGCCGAACGAGCACUGGCAUCGCAUUAUAUUUCCGACUAUGAGUCCGUCGAACGACGUUGGAUAUCACUACUAGUAAACUCAAGUGCAUUCUUGAUAUCUGGGUUUUAUAAUGUGCUCAUGCAACUCAUUGCUUCCAGUUUAUAUGCCAUGAUCUUCCUCUUGAUUUUCGCAAUGCUGUUCUUUGCAUCUUCCUUCACAUCUAUCAUGAUGGUUUAUCGUCGUGAUGCUGCCAAGCUUCGAGAUCUAUCUAAUGAGACAGGUCAUUCCAUUAUAAACUACACACUGAGUGUGAAAUUUCAAUUGGCGGAGAAUGUUCGCGUUACAAAGCUACUCACUCACGCUGCACUAGGUCUUUGUGUAUGGGUGACCGGCAUCAGUUGCAUAUGCAGCCCUGCUUACUUGAUCUUCACUGAAGAACAGCCCAUUAGCCAUAUACUUUAUGCGGUUUCAGACGUUAUCAUAGCUUUAUCACUUACAAUCACCGUAUGGCUAUCUCUAGUUGCUAGCGAGAAGUUGAAGAGGACGUAUAAGCACUUUAUGGAUUACUUCUGCUGCAUGAACCAGAAAGUUCAAGAAACCAUGGCGUUACGCCCAUGUGUGAAAAAUCAGCUUGGGUUGAGAAAAGAGAUGCAAAGGGAGGACGCGACCCGAGCCGCAAGAGCUCCAUUCAUUCCUGAUGAGGAAGGCGCAGAGCGAGCUCUAGCAUCGCAUUAUAUCUCUGACUAUGAGAACAACAAAAGACGUUGGAUAUCGGUGUUGAUAAACACAAGCUCUUUUGCUGUUUCUGCAGUUUACCAUCUUCUCAUCCAACUUAUUGCUUUUAGUGUGUAUGCUAUGCUUUUUCUCGUAGCCCUUACAAUGAUGAUCUACGCAAUCUCAUCACUUGCCAUCAUGUUGGUUUACCGACGUGACGCUGCCAAGCUUCGCGAUUUAUCAAAUAAAAGCGGUUACUCCGUUUUGAACUACACAUUAAGCAUGAAAUUUCAAUUGACGGAGAAUGUUCGUGUAGCAAAGGUACGCAUGCUUAAAUACGAGUCCUGGCAAAUUAUCUCUCCAGUUUUCAUCAUUGAAAUUCUUCCUGGGAUCGCUCUUCCAAGUAAUGUAACGAAUCGAUGGAAUGAGACGGUCAAGAUAGAGAGUUUAAUCUAA